This is a messenger RNA of Elaeis guineensis (African oil palm), 721 nucleotides long. RefSeq names its product major pollen allergen Ole e 10-like. The record is from RefSeq and is a predicted model, not a curated record. NCBI's taxonomy places the organism in Eukaryota, Viridiplantae, Streptophyta, Magnoliopsida, Arecales, Arecaceae.
AAUCACCUAUUUGCUUGCUCCUCUUUAAAACACUCUCAUUCUUUCACUUGAUUAUUAUAACAUGAAUUCUCUCCUUACUUCUCCCAAGAGAAAAACAAUGGCAAGAAAAAUAGAGGCAUCUACUUCUUUAGCUUUCUUUUUUCCUCUGUUACUCCUUUCUUUGGCACUAGGGAGAGCUAUUGCAUCAUCACAAGGACAGUUGUUGCAGAAAACUUGGUGCGUGGCGAAACCUUCAUCCGACGAAGCUACUCUGACCGGAAACUUAAACUAUGCUUGCUCUCAGGUGGACUGCAAGGUACUACAGAAGGAUUGCCUUUGUUUUUACCCAGAUAACCUCAUAUCCCAUGCUUCAGUUGCCAUGAACCUCUACUAUCAAGCCCGAGGCCGAAACUACUGGAACUGCUACUUUAGGAACUCCGGGCUCGUCUCGACAACUGACCCAAGUUUUGGUAACUGCAGUUAUGUCUAUUAUUGACGAACGGGCAAAUUCUUAAACAAAUCAAGCUUUAGCUCUGAUGGAGAUUGAUAAACUUGUCAUAGUCUUGCUGGUUUCCGCAUUAGAAUAUCUCUUGGAUAUCUGCAAAUAUUGGGUUAGUUUUUGCUGUUAGGAUAUCUCUCGGAUAGUUGCAAAUAUUGCAAUUAAUCAAAAAAUUUCUGCACAUGUAUUUCAUGCUCUGUCUGCUGAUUUCUCUACUUCUUCAUAAAUGGUGAUUGUUGUUCA